Molecule: messenger RNA, 3090 nt
Organism: Styela clava
Lineage: Eukaryota; Metazoa; Chordata; Ascidiacea; Stolidobranchia; Styelidae
Product: mitochondrial 2-oxodicarboxylate carrier-like
Source: RefSeq, a predicted model, not a curated record
AUCUUUUUCAUCUUUGUUCACAGUUGAUUAAGUUAUUGAUUUUAUUUGUUUUUAUUCUCUUACAAAGCCAGUGAUGUCAAAUUCAAAUUCUGCCCCAACACCGAAACAACCUGUAUCAUGGAAGAGAAUGGGACAACAGUUUGCGUCUGGUGGUUCAGCGGGUCUUGUGGAAAUUUGUCUGAUGCAUCCCCUUGAUGUAGUGAAAACCAGAUUUCAACUGCAAGGUGGUGCUAAUGAUCCCACAAGAUACAAUUCAGUUGGGCACUGUUUUCGUACAAUGUACAGAACAGAAGGGUUUCUUUCUUUUUACAAAGGAAUUUUACCACCAAUUCUUGCUGAAACACCAAAACGUGCAGUCAAGUUUUUCUGCUUCGAAAGAUACAGAGAUCUUUUUAGUGCUGGUCAACAAGCAACACCUGCAGUUUAUGCACUCGCCGGUUUGUGCUCUGGUUUGACUGAGGGUUUUGUCAUCAAUCCUUUUGAAAGAGUUAAAGUUCAGCUCCAAUCAGAAAGAAACAUCAAACUAUCUGAGCAAGAAUCAACAUUUUCUAAAGCGAGAAAAAUUGUCAAAAAUGAAGGUUUAGGAAUGCAAGGAAUCAAUAGAGGUUUGACUGCAACAUUAGGAAGGCAUGGAGUGUGGAAUAUGGUUUAUUUUGGGUUUUAUCAUUCAGUUAAAGCGCAUAUCCCACAAACAGAUUCGAAAGCGAAAGAAUUUGGCAUUAAAUUAUUGAUGGGGUUCACUGGUGGUACAAUCGCAUCAACUGUUAACAUCCCGUACGAUGUAGCAAAAAGCAGGAUACAGGGUCCACAACCCGUGCCGGGUCAAAUCAAGUAUUACUACGCUCAUAGAACAAUGUUGCUUAUUGCUAGAGAGGAGGGUUUCCGAGCACUUUUCAAAGGUCUUGUGCCGAAGUUGAUGCGACUUGGGCCAAGUGGUGCGAUCAUGAUGUUGGUGUAUGACUAUUUGUCAACAUACUUAGCGAAACGAUACCCUUGAAAUGCUCUAUGAGGAAAUCAUAUUUACUCAAAUUUUACAUUGAAUGCAAUUAGGUCCGUCAAAUUUAUUGCUGCUAAUUUAUUAUAUAUCAUCUGCCAAAUUUUUAUGAAUGUAAUUUUGUGAUUUUUGAAACUUUUACUAUUUGGUCUUAAAAAAUUUACUCUGCCUAUAAAUCAUAUUUAUUAUUAAGGUUGUGGUCAUGAAUGUCACUCCUGUGCAGUAUACUAUUGGAGGGAAUUUUUUUUUUCUUCGGUUUUAGUUUUUGAAAUCUCAAAAAAAAUCAAGGUGCAUGGAUGGCACAAUAAUUUACUUACCUGAAAUAAGUAUAUAUUGAAGUCAUUGUCUUUAUAAUAUACCUAAUUUGAUAUGUUUAGGAAAUGGUUCAAUUAAGAACUGCAGUGACAAAUAUAUUAAUAAUGAUUUUAAUUGCAUAGUGGACUCAUCACUUCUAAUACUUCUGUAAGUGUUAAAAUCGAAAUCAUCUUUUUAUGAACCCAUUUCAUGUUGAGCAAAUGUUUUUAAAUUCUUCCCAUGAUAUACGCUUCACUUGUUAUUGCAGUGUUCACAAGUUCUGAUAUAACUUUCUGAUAUUUAUUUUUUAAUACACCUGCUUGAAAAUUUACAAUGCCUUAUACUGAUGAUAUCAUAAGCAAUCACCCAUGCCAAUCCCCACAUUUUUAAAGUUUUUAUCAUAUUAAUUAUUUCUUUUUAUCAUGCAAAAGCUAAGUAGUUCAAUAUUAUUUAGUGCAAUCUCGAGCAAUUUAACUGAAAUUAAUUUUAGUUUACUUUUUUAAUCAUAUUUUUUAUCAAAUUCUCUGUAGCCAUUGUUGCAAUACUCAAAUUUUUAUGGUAUUGUAUCAAUGAUAUCUGGAUAUUGACUUGUGUCAGAGUUCGCAUCAAAUUCACUUAUUACCCUUAUUUGAAGUAUUUUUUGAAGUUGAUUCAAAUUUUUUAUUAUGCUAAUGAGUGGUAACAUUUCAUUGGUAAGUUUUCAUCAGAGGCAUAUGUAUUUAUCUGUGUUAAUCAUGUACAUCUACAAUCGUUAGGAUGGACAAUUUCUAUCUCAAAUAAGUACCGUAUAUAACUUUUCUCAUCCUUUCAAUCUAGUUAAACUUAUUAAACUGAUUGAAAAAAUGAAAAACAAACUUUUGCAUGAAUGCUUUUUUGCCAUACCGCAUGAACUACAUAAUGUGAAAGUAUUUUUAUCCAAUCAUAUGUUUUCUAAUUCCUUCUCACUCAAAAGUUUCAUGACUAUACUAGUGAUAAAUGUAAGUUUUCGAUACUAAGGUAGUCUAUAUUGAUAUGAAAAUGAGUCUUUUAAGUAGAGCAUAUAAGAAUGUUUUAAUAAUUGCUAAACUUCAUUACUAGUUUUUCUCGAUUUUUCAAAACCAUGAUUAGGUCAACCAGGGGCGUAGACACCAAUUUAGACCUAUCAGCUAGCGGGUCCGGCUGUAUGCCACAAAACGUGAGUUUUCAAGUGUCUUGUCGGUCUAAAAAGCGUCCCCCUCUCCAGGGUACACCCCUGAGGUCAACAAUGGAGUUGAUAAUGUGUAGUGUUAUUUUUAUAUCAAAUUGACACAAAAAUCAGAAGUCGCAACUAAGUUCACGUUUAAACAGAAAGGUCGGGGUUUCCAUCAGAAGAAAGAGUUACAUUUUUCAUUCAAGCAUGGAUACCUUAUUUAUCGUAUCUGACGUUAUUCAUUUGUUCUCAUUUUUCUCAGAAAGAUAAGUUAAACGACGACGACGACCAGCAACUAUAUGGUUUAAUGUCAUAAAUUUUUAUAUACACUAUCUGUCUGAUAUAGAAUAACGUUUUGCAUCUAAGAUACUUACCUAAAACAGCACAAUCCUACAAUAUCAACAUCUUAUAUCUGUUUGUAUGUGAUGUAAAUGUUAAAUUUGAAACUGUGUAGAAGCAAUACUGUGGUGCGCCAGGAAAUUUCAAACAGUGUGUUGCGUGUUAUCUGCAAACGUAAAUUUUACUGACAUGAUCAAAUAUUUCAAUUCUAAUUUUCGUUUUAUUUCUGAAACAAGCGUGGUAUUCGCUUUCUUUUUUGUGUCAUCAAUGAAAUAAAUCGCUAAUAUUUUGGUAA